AUGGCUCCCAAGCUUCAGCUUUCCGGCCUCCAGAAGCAGGUCUUGGGACUGUACAGGGGAUUCUUGAGGGCUGCCCGCCUAAAGGCCCCCGAUGAACGCCGUAAGAUCGAGGGCAUUGUCUCUGCCGAGUUCCGACGGAAUUCCAAGGAUAUCGACCGGAAGAAUUUCCUGUACAUCGAGCAUCUGAUCCGACGAGGGAAGAAGCAACUUGAGCAGCUCAGCAGUCCUGUCACCGUUGGGAUAUCCACUCUUCAGGUUGGUUGA
Molecule: messenger RNA, 264 nt
Organism: Spirodela intermedia
Lineage: Eukaryota; Viridiplantae; Streptophyta; Magnoliopsida; Alismatales; Araceae
Source: the annotation of a GenBank genome assembly